Molecule: messenger RNA, 234 nt
Organism: Equus caballus (horse)
Lineage: Eukaryota; Metazoa; Chordata; Mammalia; Perissodactyla; Equidae
Product: microsomal glutathione S-transferase 2-like
Source: RefSeq, a predicted model, not a curated record
AUGGCUGGGAAUUCAAUCUUGCUGGCUGCUGUCUCUGUCUUCCCUGUCUGUCAGCAAAGUUAUUUUGCUUUGCAGGUAGGAAAGGCAAGAUUAAAAUACAAAAUUAUGCCCUUGGCAGUCUCUGGGUCACCAGAGUUUGACAGAAUAUUUCAUGCACAUUUUUGCUACUUUUCUGGGUCAGCUGUACCUCUAUGCCCAUCACCAGUAUAUCUGGGGAUAUUCAGAAGCUGCUAA